GAGGGGGUGGGGGCAGCGCUCGCUCACGAGACGUCUUUAUAAUGGUUUCCUAGUGCUUGUCUCCUAGCUACAUCUGUUGUCCCUAGCCAUUCGGGAGUUGGUCAAGUCUGCGCCUGGCUGCAGGCUGUCUAGAGGCCACGAUGGACACAGAGCGGGGCUCACUAGCCCUUCGGGAUGUCGAUAGUCCCAAGAAGGAAGUUCAACUGAGGGUAAUCCCGUCGGAGCUGAGGUUCCUGGAUGCAGUAUCUGGGAAAGUGUACCGACUCCCUCUUACUGUACACAAUUUGGGCCGCUGGAACCAGAAGAUGAGGUUUCAAGAGCCCGCGAAGCCACAGUUCAAACUGUUGUUGAGCAGUCUGGAUAAGGAACUUGCUUCUGGUCUUCAAAUGACAGCAAUGGUGGAAUAUCGUCCUGAUAAAAAUGAAGACGUGUUUGAUCACAUGUUUAUUUCUGCAGGAAAUAAAGUACUAGAGAUUCCUCUGAUUGGGCUGAUUCCAACCUGUCAACUGGAAAUUGUGCCAGUAGUUGAUUUUGGCACAUUGGUUGCCAAUAGCAAAGUGCAUUGUAAAGAGAUUAGUAUUAUUAACCAUGGCAAAGCUCCAGGUAUGUUUAAAACAGAAUACCAGGGUCAGUUACCUAUUGUCAUUUCUCCAAGUAGUGGUACUGUAAAGGCUAAGUCAUCAGUCGUCAUCAAAGUGGACUUCUGUGCAGACCAGUCCCAAUUUGUAAAUGAAGUGGCAAGAGUGAGUUUACAAGGUCGUCCUGAUACAUUCUUGAACAUCAAAGUUCAUGUGGUUGAACAGAUAAUAGAAUUGUUUAACAUGAAUAGUGAGAGGAAAUUGGAAUGUAUACGAUUUGGUUCUGUUUUCUUCGGAACAUCAAAAAUUGAGCAUGCACUUCUGUUUAACAAUAGCCCUGAAACCAUAAACUGGAUUGCAAUAAUGCAAGAUGAUUGUGUUGGAGAAGAACUGGGAGCAAAUAUUCAUCAAAGGACAGAUAUUGCCUUAAACAAUCUCCCCUACUUAAACAAAAUAAAGAAAAUAGAUAUGACUGAUUUUAUCUCCUGUGUUCCCAGUGAAGGGACUUUACUCCCUUACCAAAAGAUUGUAAUUACAUUUUGCUUCAGCCCAAAGUUGGUAGUUGAUGUUAAAAAGGAUAUUGGACCUGCAUAUAGGCAAGACUAUGCACUCUUUGUGAGAUUUGAUUCUGUGGGAAGUAAAGAUGGAUUUUUGAGAGAUGAUAACUCUGACACCAUGAAAAGUAAUCGACUUCAAAAAUUAGAAUUAGCUUUGACAGGCUCUGGGCUCCCUGUCAUCUUGCAAUUUGAUCCAGGAAAAGUACUUACAUUUGCACCUUGUUUCAUGGGUGAACAUUCGGAUCUUCUAUGCAUUGUAAAAAAUCAUUCCAUAUCACUUCCUGUGAUGUACCAUUUUCAAAAAACGGCACACUUUAAAAUGGAUCCUGAAAGGGGAAAAAUUGAUGAAGGAUGUAUUCAGAAUGUGAUCUGCUCAUUUGUUCCACAUCAAAUUGGAGUGUUUAAAGUGAAGCAAGUGAUUGAGAUUAUCGGUCCAGUGGCAGAUGAAAGUUUACGGUCUUUGUCAAUGAAACCUUUUCAUUAUAUAAAUUUGGAAUUCCACAGCACUUGCAAAGCUUACACUAAGAAGGUUGGGGUGAAAAUCAAUCCUGGUAUAUCCCCCUUGAUCAGUAAUCCCACAAGACAAUUUGUGAUCAAAGAUUCAAGGAAAAAGGAAGAUCGUCCCCCUGUAGCAGCAAUGCUGCAGUCAGCCUUCACAAACCUUCAUAAUCAUCGCGCAAAUGAGGUGUCAGCGAAGGAUGCACUGAUUGCCUUUCCUAAUGAUAGAGCUGCAAGUAUCAGGUGUGGAGACCACCAUGAACAGUUCAGAACAAUUUUCACAAAGAUGCCAAGGCAUCACUAUAUGGAUCCUGAUUAUGAAUAUACUGAUUUGGAAAAACUCGAAAAGAAAAUACAUAAAGAUUACUACAGAGAUUAUAUUAGAAAUUUAAGAAAUGAACGCCUACAGAAAGAAGCACAGAGGGGACGCAAGUAUGAAUUUAAUGAAGUAGAUAUAGGCAUGCAGCCAUUAUCUGGUCUAAGGUCACCACCACUAUCUCAAUCAGAAAUAGAGAAAGAGAUACCUUCGUCUUUAAAGUCUUCUUCUCUCAAAGUUAAAAGAUUGCUAAGCACCAAGAAAAUAACAUCCAGGGAGACAGAAUCUCUGCAGAGAAAGAUCCUCAAAGGAAUUAAAUCAAAGCCAACCACUCACCAUGAAAAGCAUGACUGCAGCAAAGUUUUGACAUCAAAGCAAAUCCAUCAAGUAAUUGUUGGACCAUCUGUCCUUAACUUUGGUAAUAUUUGUGUGCAAUCUACAAAUACUCAGCUACUUCACAUUGUUAAUAUGCUGCCCAUGUAUAUAUUGAUACAGUUAGAUAUUGAUUUGGAAGAACUUCAGAAAACCAAGCAAUUUUCAUAUGUGAUCCCACCUACAUCUAGUACUUAUGUUUCGAUGGUAUUUCAGUCUUCGACCAGUGGAAAAUUUUGGAAAUCAUUCACUUUCAGAAUUAACAACAUCCCUGGUGGACACAUCCUAGUGAUGGCUGUCAUCCUGCCUGUGAAACUUGAACUGUCUUCUAAUGAGAUUGUAUUGAGACCACAAACCUUCUCGUUGAAAACAUGUUUUCGGGGAACAGUUAGGCUAUAUAAUCAUCUGAAUCUCCCUGGCCAAUUUGUAUGGAAACCAGUAAGUGCACUGAGAGGAACUGCAUUUUCUAUUCGUCCAGCCAAAGGCAUUGUUGAUCCAUAUUGCUCAUUGGAAUGUGAAGUCACCUGGCAGCCAGGUUUCAGUUCUCCGGAGAAGGGAGAGUUUACACUUCAAGUGUCUGGAGGAAAUACGUUGACACUCAAGUGUAUUGCACAUGUUGGACAUACUAAAGUCACCUUUUUAGAGCCAAGAAUACUGUUCAGUAAUAGCUCUCAAGGUUUAACUACUUGGAGGAAAGCCAUUCUUCACAAUAUAGGUCAAAACCAUGCUUAUUUCAAGGUUUGUGAUCAAAGCCUUUUGCCUACCAUUAAUAUCGUUCCAUCAGAAGGAGUAAUCCCCUUUGGGGGAAUAACCGUUCUUAAUAUCUCCUGUACACCUACUGUGGCAGAAAAAUUUGAUACAAGAGCAAAGGUUGCUAUUCACCGUGCGAAUGUUAUAGAUCUUAGGAUUGGUGGGUCUGUUGAAAUUGCUGAUGUUGAAAUCACACCUAAUGUAUUUAAUUUCAGUGGCACCUAUGUUGGCACUACAGAAACUAUUUCAUUUGUAAUUAACAACAAAGGUGUGACACGGGCCAAAGUAGAGUUCAAUCUAAAAGAAUUUCCACUUUUUGCAAUGGAUUUUAAGGGAAAUGCAGGAGAGGUAAAAAAUACAGAAUUUCCUUACAUGUAUGCCAUAGAGGUGGAAGAAAGCACAUCUGUGGAAUGUGGCAUAGCAUUUUCUCCUGUAGAAGUAGCAACAUAUAACUUUAGCUUUCCUGUCCUUAUUAAUUCUUUCAAGGCUUCAGAACUCUACUGCGAAUAUUUGUCACAGAAAAAGGUUUUGAUGCCAAAAGUAUCACCACUUAUUCCACCGUGUUUUGUUCAAGCUACUGUAUUACGAGCACCAGUGGAAUUAUCCAGCACUGAAUUUGUCUUCAAAGUCCCAUUAUAUGAGAUUCAACAUAGUAAGGAGAUAACAAGAAUUCAGGACCUUGUCUUAUAUAAUAUUUCAAAAAAAGAUGUUCAGUGGUCUUUGGAUAUUGCUAAAAUUGACAAACUUUUCAAAAGUGGCAUAUUCAAAUUUACUGCACUGAUUGGAUGUCUGAAACCAAAUGAGAGGUAUACUAUUUCCAUACAUUUCUGUCCAAAAAAGCCCAUAACCUACCGAGGUGACGUUGCUAUACGUUUAAAUGAUAAUUUAUUUGACUAUAGAAUAUUAAGUCUUAUUGGAGAGAUACAAUCACCACAGAUACUUUUUGAUCCACCGUUUAUAUGUUUUACUCCUGUUCCUUUGGAUAUCACAGCUGGGGUGGAUAUCAGAAUUUUGCCACAGAACUAUUUCAGAAAUUCAACUCUACAAUUCAAAAUUCCCACUGCUAAACUUCUUGAUGAUGAUGAGAUUCACCCACUUACUGUGACAUUCCCCAAAGGAAGAGUUAUCACAGCCUCUGAUACUGGAAUUAAUGAUGUGCUACCAUGUCAUCUUAGUUUCAAUUCAUCUAAACCUGUUUCAUUUUUUGCCAAUCUUCUCUUUUGUGAUGACAAAAAUAACUGGUUUUCACUCCCAGUUACAGCAACAGCAGAAAAUUGCAUUCUGACUAUUUAUCUAUAUUUGGCAGUUCAUCUGGACAAGCAAAAGGUUAUUUUAAAGGAUGGUAAACAAGGAAAUACUACAAAGCCUAGAGGCAGUUUUUUGAUUCCUGUGGUUCCACGUCGUGAAUCGAAACAUUUUGCAAAAAAAGGAUCCAUUGUUUCUAAAUUUUAUGAUGCUGAACUUACAUAUGGGAACCUAUUUGUUGGGAUGGAAAUUGCACGUGAUCAUGUGGACUCAGAUGACAGUAUUUCAGAUAGAGCCAAUGCUGGUUCUCUGGAAAAUGAAGAGAAGAAUCAACAGUUCUUUGCACCUGAAGAAGGAUCAAAGGCUUAUGACUACUUUCAAAAGGUUGUCAAUGCAGCUCAGACCUGGUUCAGUCUCUUUGGGUGGCCUGAAGGGCCCCAUUCUCUUUCUAUUCCUGAGACAAUAAGAAGGGAUGUGCAGAAAAUACAAUUCUAUUCAGCAUCCUCACCAGCCAAGAAAUAUUCCAGACAAUAUGAUUUUUCCAAAUAUAAUAAGACAAUUUAUGAUGUGGUUCUUCACUUGAGUGGAAGACUGCCACCUGGAAUUAACUCAAACCAGUCUUUACCUGUGGAUAACACUGAAAGGGUGAUCCAGCUCCAUUCACAACAUGCCUCACUUCUAGACUUUAUCACUGCUCAAGGUGGAUGCAUUUCUCAUGUACUUCCUGAAUUUUUGCUUGGACCAGAAGAUUAUAAGAAGUGGCUUGAAAUUACAACAUCCACUAAAAGCACAACUCUCUGUACACUUAAGGAAAAGUAUUCUAUUAAUAUAGAUAUGGAUAAUUUUGAAGCCUGGAGUACACGGGCAUGGACAGAUGUAUUUCUUCAGAUAUACAAGGUUAUGGUUCUCUCUCGGGUCACACCACGUGGCUACAAUUCUGCUCCAUCCCUACGUGGGGAGAGUACAUCCAAAAUCAACCCCAGUUUUGUAUCCAGCAACAUAUAUUCUAAUUCUGAAAGGAUUCUACUUAGUUGGUUGAAUACAAAUUAUGAGAGUCAUCGACACGUGAUAUGGCAAAACAAUAAAACCGAUACCAGGGCUCUCCGAGGCUCCUUCAAAAAACAAAGGAAGGAAGGAAAGAAAUAUGGUGUUCCCUCUGAGAGAUGGAUAGUGAAUUUUGAUGUAGACCUUUUAGAUGGCCUUGUUUUUGCUACACAGCUGGCAGCAUAUUGCCCAUUUUUGAUUGAGACUCAUUUUACAAGUAUGUACACACGACCAAAACGUUCAGAACAGUAUUUGCACAAUAGCUUGAUCAUUAUAAAUAGUCUUCGUGAAAUUGGCUUUGAUUUGAACAUACAGGCCAUUGACAUCUGUGAUCCAAACCCAGUACUGAUGCUAAUGCUUUGUGUCUACAUGUAUGAAAGGCUGCCUACAUACCUUCCCAAGAAGGUGGUGAAAUUCUCUUGUACUCUGUAUGAUGUUGUGCUGGGAGAGAUACUAGUGAAAAACCCAAGCUUGAAAAAUUUAGUGUAUACAGCUACAAUUGUUGGAAGAGAUGCUGCUGACUUCAGUCUUGCCCAGACGGGGAAUGUUGUAACAAUUUCCCCCAAAAACCAAAGUCUCCUCAUUCUGAAAUUUUUAAGUCGGUUCCUCCAUCCCGCUGAAGCUACACUAUUAUUAAUUUCAAAACCUAAGGCCGGAGCAGGAGGCAGUACAAUGGCUUUUGCUCUGAAAGGAGAAGUCCUAAAUUUUAAAGCAAUUGAUAUUCUAAAAUGCAAAGCACCAUGUUAUCAAUGGAAAGAAGUCUCUGUGAACGUGAAAAAUCCCUUUUCAAUGAGUGGAGAUUUUCGUGUCAUUCUUGUGGAAUCCACAACACUUUUGUAUUUGCCAUCACAAGUAACUGAAUCUUCAAGAGCUACUUUGAUGCCUGAUCAUAGUAUGAAUGGUGACUAUGAUGCUGACCGGAGUUCUUCCCAUGCUGAAAAUGGCUUACUAACCUCAAUUAAGUCUAACUUCAUCAGAGAAUUCUUCUGUUCAAUGCAUACAAUUUACUUGGGAGCAAAAGGAUCUUCGAGCCUGGAGAUCUGCUAUCUUCCCUUUGACAUGCACAUUCGCUAUUGUGCCAUCAUCCUGAGCAACGAAGCGAUUGGAGAUUUGAUAUAUGUUAUAGAAGGAAAAGGUUUGAUACCCUUGCCUUCCAAUUUCCUUUCAAUGAAGCCUCCAAGUCCAAUUGACUACAGUACUUCUGCAGAAGAAGAAUAUAAUAACGAAGAUCCAGUUCUGUAUUUGUCCUGCAAGCCUCAGCAAGUACUUGAUAUGGAUCUUAAAAUACCACUGACUAAUGAAUCAAAGGAAAAGGCUUUGGCUUUUGCAGCACAACAGCAAAUGUCAACUCUUGAGUAUGAACGAAGGGCUAUCACUGGCACACUGGAGAGCAGUACCAUUCGUGCAGCGGUGGCCCUCCUAGGACUAACCAAGAUUGAGUGCCUUUUGCUCUUUAAUACAUCGAAGUUAAAAAAGCCUAAAUCCAUUUUAUAUGCAACAGAGCUGAGCCUUCCUGCACAUUUCAGUAUACCCAGGAAAAUUUACAUCCCUCAGGUUCCAGAGCCUCCAACUAUCCGAUCUCUAGAAAUGAACCCUCAAAUUGAAACAGGAGACCAUCCACCCCAGAAGCAACUGCCAAGAACCCAAGCAGCUUUAGAAGGAACUGUUUCGGUUCCUCUACGAUUUGCUCCUCUUGGGCCUGGACGAUACCCUUGUAAAAUUUUGUUGGUAUCAAGAUAUGAUGUGCGUGUGUAUGUAAUUGAAGGUGUAGUAAAUGAAGAAGAACCAGAGGCUGAAUUGUUGUUUAAAACACCAGCAUUUGAACCCCUCACACAGCAUAUCCCAAUAAAAAAUGAAACAAAGAAACCUUGGAGAAUUGUGAUUAAAAUAGAAGGAGAGUGGUUUUAUGGGCCUCAGAUUUUACAUGUUGGCCCUGGUGAAACUAUCCAGUAUCCUUUGACAUUCAAACCCAUUAUGGAAUGUGAAAUUAUGGGUAAACUUACUUUACAAAAUGAAGUAGAUGGUAUGGAACACAUCAUUGAAAUUGAUGGGAUUGGGAUGAAACCUCUGGCCUUGGAUCACAUUGUUAUAGACUGUAAAGUGGGAAAUGUGACAGCUAAGUCCAUAAUAGUGCCUAAUUAUACAAAAAGUCUCCUGACAUUUAAGGUAACUUCAGAUCUCUCAAUAGUGUGGGGAACUUCCUAUAUCACGAUAGAACCUGACAACUCAGUUCCAUACACUCUCCAUGUAUGCCCUUGGAAACGUGGAGAAUUCACAGGUGCAAUUACAUUUUCCGUUAAGAGCAGAGAUGAGGAAGAUUCUCAGGAAGACACAGAUCAGGAGAAAGAUAUCUCUUCUCAGGAAACACCAUCAGAUCCAUCUACCAUUAUUUUUGAGGAAUAUUCAGAUGAGAAGGUUAAAAGUUUAAAAAUCUGGUAUCAUCUUGAGAUCCAUAGUGCUCCUGGACCUCCUGCAGACACAAUUGAACUUCACUGUAUUGCUCUGGAGACUGUCUGCAUCGAAAUUCCCAUCUCCAAUCCAAAAGAUAGAAUUAUUCGUAUGGAUGUGAAAUUAACAUCCUCUUCUCUUAAUGGACCAGAGGAAAUGACACUGAAUCCAUUGGAAUGUGUGAACUACAUUGUGUGGUAUUCUCCAGCAACUACAGGCUAUAAAGAAGAAAGCAUUAUUUUUCAGCCUGAAAUGGGUGAAGAGUUCUGGUAUUUACUAAAAUUAACAACUGAUCUUCCAAAAGCAAAGCAAAUACCGGAAAUGCAGUGUGACCUUGGAAAGAAGAUCAUUCAGACCCUUCCUUUAUAUAAUCCUACUCAAGAAACAUUAGAAUUGAAAGUAGGCAACAGUAAUCCUGAAAAUUUUGUCGUGGAUAUUAACAAAAAAAUACCAUUGGUCCUCCUACCUCAUUCUACCACAGAGAUAUCUGUUUACUUUCAUCCAUCAGGACUUGGGAGAGCUGGUCAUGAAACUUGUAUUAACUUCUAUUGUACUCAGUUCAAAGAAUGGAAAUUCCACCUCUUUGGAGUAGGACUAUUCCCCAUGCCUAUAGACGUUCAAAGAGUAUCCACAGUCCUUGGUCUUCAAGCAUCUGUCAUGAUACAUUUCAAAAAUCCUACCAAUGAAGAUGUUUCCAUUGAUCUCAUAUUAACAAAUAAAGAAGAACCCAAGAAUCUUGUAAUUGACCAUUGCUGGGAUAGCUUCCUCCAUGAAAAUGCUGCAUUCCGGUUUAGCUCUUUGAGGCAUACCCAUGGAAUUGUGGUGCCUCCUAAAGGAACUUUAGAUGUCCCAGUUUUAUUUAUACCUACUACUAUGAAGUUAUACAAAACAAUGGUGAUUGUUAUGGUGAAGAGAGCAAACAAAGAAAAUUGGCUUGUUGACAAUUUUGAUGAACUAAGUGCAGAAACUAAGAGACAUAUGGGAGUAAACCAUGGGCAAAUUCAAGCAAUACACUGGAUGUACCCUAUCAUUGGACUUCCACAGGCACAAAUGCCUAAAAGUACCCCAACUGUCAUAAAAUGUCAGGCCAAGAAGCGAGUGGAAGAGAAAGUGGAAGUGACAAUGACUGGUAAUUUUUUUGGCUCACGUCUAUCGCAUGACGUGAUAGAAUUUGCAGUGUAUCCCAAAAGAAAUUCUAUUAACAGUAUUUAUGAAGAUGUUGAUGUAACUCCUAAAAGACGUGAAUUUGAGUAUGAGAUAGAAUUUGAAUCUGAAGAUUUGAAGACUUGCCUGGACUCCACUGUAACAUUAUAUUUGUACAGAAAACAUUUUAACAUAAAGCAAGAAUCAAUUUCAUUGAUUUUCAAACUGAUAUUUUCACCAAGAAGACCAUUCCGGGCUCAUGCCACAUUGAAAAUUGAGUGCAUAACAGAUGGAAUCUGGAAAUUUCCUAUAACGUUGAUUGCUACUGAGCCUGAAGUGGAGGAAAUAAUUGACAUCCAAGGAAUUGGUUUAUUCAAGACAUCUGUCACGGAAUUUAGACUGACAAGUCAGACAAGGUAUUAUGAGCCAUUUACAGCCCAUUUUCUGCCAGGUGGUGAUCGAGAUUUUUUUGUAAAACCUCAAUCUGGUGAACUCCCUCCAUUUUACACAAAAGGAAUUGUCAUCGUUGUAGGAUUUAAACCCCGAAUGUAUAGUAAGAAAUAUCAAGCAACACUUGUAAUACAGACAUUUCUGAGCAAAUAAAUAUCCAGUUUAGACAGGAAGUGGGAUCAUUACUUUGCCAGCUGAUGGCAUAUUCAAGGUCAGUUUCUCUCCGAGUGAAGGACAUCCUAUGGAUAUCUGUUUGCUGCUUCAGAGGACCCAUAUGUUAUGAGAGAAUCACAGUUAAGUAGACAGGCAAAGUGUACAAGUACAAAACCUCAAUUCUCUGGAGAUAGGAUUAGAUUCCACUUUAUAAUGAUUAAUUUCCCCUUCACAUAGUAGAUAACAAUGUUUCCUAGUUGUAGUCUAGCUAUGUCAAAAAGAAAAAAACUGCCAUGGUCAUAUAAUAAGGGUACAAUUAAGUUAACAGCAAUCUUAGUAAUUAACUAAAUAUUUCUAUGAACAUCUUUGUCAGCACUGCGAUCUGAUCAGUGUCUCUCCCUGACAAGCACAUGAUGAGGAUCAUCCGAUUCCCUGUAUAUGGAUAGGAGGAAACUUACCUGAAUACUGUACUCUGGAGGAGCUCAACACAGCAGGAGGCUAAUGACAAUUUGAAAUUGAGUAGUUAUGCACCCACCCCUGGAGGUCUGUGUUUUUGCAUAAAAACCUAAAAAAAGCUGUUUCCAAAUAUCAACUGUCUUGACUAUGUAAUCCACCACAAGUUGCAUCCAGAGCAAGGAAAUACAGCAUGCAAAACAGGUUCUCAAAAGUCAGCUAAGCUCCACACACCGGUUCUGAUCUAACUAUUAGGAACUCUACAAAGAGACCAAGCUACACAACUGUCACACACAUGCAGAGAUCCUAGGUAACUCCUACAGAGGAUCUGUAGCUGUUGGUCCAGAGUCCAUUAGCUCCCACAAGCUCAGGUAAGCUAUCUCUGUGGGUUCCUAGUCAUGACCCACCUGGCUCAUACAAUUCCUCCUCUUUUUCUUCAGCAAGACUCCCAGAGCUCAGCCCAGUGAUUGACUG
Molecule: messenger RNA, 10481 nt
Organism: Mesocricetus auratus (golden hamster)
Lineage: Eukaryota; Metazoa; Chordata; Mammalia; Rodentia; Cricetidae
Gene: Cfap47
Product: cilia and flagella associated protein 47
Exons: 66
Coding region: 141-9554 (3137 amino acids)
Molecular function (GO): protein binding
Source: RefSeq, a predicted model, not a curated record